Molecule: messenger RNA, 1842 nt
Organism: Lecanosticta acicola
Lineage: Eukaryota; Fungi; Ascomycota; Dothideomycetes; Mycosphaerellales; Mycosphaerellaceae
Source: the annotation of a GenBank genome assembly
AUGCCUCGUCCUCAGGUAUACGGAAAACGCUCGCGAGCCAUCUACGACCCACUAGCCGCCCCUUUCUCCAGCCCAGAGCAAGCAUCAAAGCCAUCCAAACCCGAGAAGACGAAAGGGGUCGUCACCAGGACAUGUCAACUAGUCGUGGAGGAGAAGCCUGCCGAAGUCUCUCGGAGACCCAAGAGAGCUGCUCUCGGAGAAAAGAGCCACAAUGAGGUGGUGUUGCCAUUGGAAGCUGUCAAGCAGGUAAAGAGGAAGAGCAAGAAGACGGAAGGCAGAGCUGGAGGCGAGGAAAUCGUCGAGCAGAAGGGCAGGAGACUACGCAACAAUAGAUUGAAUGAAGCAGAGCCAGGUCCGAUCAAUUCGUCAUUACGAGACGUACCAAAUCAGAUACCUAGACCAGAGCAGUCGGCCAAGAAGGAAGAGAGCACGAGACAGCGGCGAACGCAUACAAGGUUCGACGAUGAAGGCACAGAGACGGUAGAGGUACGGACGAUCGAUCUUCCGAAAGAGCAGAAGCCCGCCGACGAGUCGCAACCGAGCGAAUACGAGACACACUGUCAGAGGCUCCUCGAUCUUUCGCCCCAUCCGUUGACAGGCUUCGACACUUGGUCCGACCAGCUAUCUGAGCACUUCGCCGUCACAAAGAUUGCAGAAGCCUCGUUCGGCGAAGUCUACCGACUCUCAUUACAAGAAGACAUCUCAGAGUUCACGAGCUCAGACGAAUCGGUCUUCAAAAUCAUUCCACUGCAGGCGCCAGAAAGUACACUACCUCAGGACAAGCGAAGGAGAGCAGCCGCUCGGAAGAAAGCGGAGGGAAUGACCAAGCCCAUGGACGUUGCGACUGAAGUCAAACUCCUACAGAGAAUGAGCGCGAUCCCAGGCUUCACGAAUUUCCGCGACGUGCGGAUUCUGCAAGGUCGGCCACCCGCCGCAUUUGCUGACGCGUUCAAACAGUGGAAUGCGGAACAGAAAGCAAAGAAGAAAGAUCAGAGCCAUUUCCCAGACCCGUCGAAGAGGAACAGCUACAACACGGACCAACUCUGGGCCGUGAUCGAAAUGCAGGAUGCCGGCACAGAUCUCGAACGAAGUGUGGAGAACGGCGACUGCACGUCCGUCUGGAAGGUCUGGGAUAUCUUCUGGCAAGUCGUCCUCUCCCUCGCGAAGGGCGAAGAAGGCGCUCAAUUCGAACAUCGAGACCUUCACCUGGGAAAUAUCUGCGUUCGCGCUGCUUCACACGGAGCCGCCGCAGACGUUGACAUUACGAGGAAACUCGGAUUCACGAGCCUGGAAACGACGAUAAUAGACUAUACCAUCUCCCGCUGCAUCAUGCCCGACUCCAGCAUCGCCUAUUCGGAUCUCUCCCGCGACGAAGCACUAUUCCAAGGCGACAGCACCGAAGAAUACCAAUACGACAUCUACCGCUACAUGCGCAGUGCUCUCUUCUUCGACGCGCCCAUGGCAGACUUCUACUCCCGGGAAUCGCUCAACGACCGUUCCUGGGAACAGUACCAUCCACAGACAAACCUUGUCUGGUUACAUCUCGUGCUUUACAAGCUACUGGAACAGAUCGACUGGCCCAGCGCCAGGAAAGCGCCCUCGAAGAAGGCGAAAAGGGCAGAACACGCGGUGUGGAAGCGGUCGUGCGAGUUGGAGAAGAUCUUGCUGAAGGCACAGGACCUUCUUGAUCCGGACGAAGUUUGCAGCAACGGGAUCAAUUCGGCAAGUCAUCUUGUCCUCACUGCUCUGACUGGGGGAUGGUUGGAUGUGGAAGACGUUGCUGGACAUGAAAUGGCCGAUGAGUCGGCCUUGAUCUCGCAAUUGGACGGACUUGCAUUGUGA